Molecule: messenger RNA, 1302 nt
Organism: Trichomonas vaginalis G3
Lineage: Eukaryota; Parabasalia; Trichomonadida; Trichomonadidae
Product: ankyrin repeat and SOCS box-containing protein 4 family
Exons: 1
Coding region: 1-1302 (433 amino acids)
Molecular function (GO): protein binding
Source: RefSeq, a predicted model, not a curated record
AUGGAUAACAACAAAGAAAGAUUUAUCCAAUUCAUUGAAAGCGAUGAAUUUAACAAAGAUCAAAAACGUUGUAGCAGUUUAUAUCCAAAGAGUAACUCUUAUAUUAAAAGUGGUUAUUCAUUACUCGAAUUAUGUUGUUACUAUGGAGCAGCUGGUUGUUUCAAGUUAUUAAGAACAAAAUUUAACUCAGAAAUAACUCAACAAUGUCUAGAAUUAUCAUUUUUAGGAAGAAAUCAAGAGAUCAUGAGUGAAUGUUUGAAACAUCAAAAACCAGGUAAAUAUUGCAUGAAAUAUGCAAUUAUUUCACACAACAUUGAUUUUGUUACAUUUUUGAUGAAUGAGUACAAUAUAAAGAUCAACAAUGAAUUAUUUGCAUGCGGAGAAUAUAGAAAUCUUGAAUCAUUUUUAGUUUAUGUCGAUCAAACGAAUGAUAUUAAUCAAUGUUUUGUUUGUUCGGCAAUAUUUGGCAUAACUUCUCUUUGCGAAUAUUUCUUUUCGCAUGGUGCAAAUAUCAAUGAUAAAGAUAAUUAUGGAAAAAGAGCUCUUCAUUAUGCCGUAAUAUAUAAUAAUAAAGAAAUAGCAGAAUUUCUUUUUUCACAUGGUGCAAAAGUCGACGAAAAGGAUGGAAUGGGAAGCACGGCUCUUCAUUAUGCCGCAGAAUGCAAUAAUAAAGAAAUAGCAGAACUCCUUCUUUCACACCGUGCAAAAAUAAAUGAAAAAGAUAAAGAUGGACAAACAGUUCUUCAUUAUACCGCAAAAUAUAAUAAUAAAGAAAUAGCGGAACUUCUUCUUUCACAUGGUGCAAAAGUCAACGAACAGGAUGAAACGGGAGAAACAGCUCUUCAUAUUGCAGCAAAUUAUAAUAGUAAAGAAAUAGCGGAACACCUUCUUUCACACGGUGCAAAAGUCAAUGCGAAAAGUAAGCAUUCCCCUCUUUACUGUGCAGUGAACUUUAAUCAUAAAGAAAUGGUAGAACUUCUUAUUUCAAAUGGUGCAAAAAUCAAUGAAAAAGAUGUAAAUGGAACAACAGCUCUUAUACUCGCAGCAAAGUUUCAAUAUAAAGAAAUACUAGAACUUCUUAUUUCAAAUGGUGCAAAAAUCAAUGAAAAAGAUAAAUCCGGUAGUACCGCUCUUCAUUGGGCAGUAAGCACUCAAGAUAAUGAAAUUAUAGAACUUCUAAUUUCACAUGGUAUAAAUAUCAACGAAAAAGAUAAAUCUGGAAAAACAGCUCUUGAUUAUGCAUCAAACUUUAAUAACAAUGAAAUAGUCGAACUUAUUUUAAAUGGUGCAAAACACCAUUAG